AUCGAUUUAAAUCGCUGAUAGGUAUUAUAGAUCAGUUGAUUCUCUCCUUGUUGUGUUCACAUCUUUGUCAGAAAAGUUUGUGUCAUAAGUUAUUCCAGAUUCCAUUGUGCAAGUGUAAAUUUCGGAUCAAAUAUGAGAAUUUUGUUUUCAUUUGGCAGUCCAAAAGAAGUGCCAAAAGAUGACCAGGUGAAAAACAAGACCGAAUCACCUUCUCUUCCAUCUGUAGAUCUACUUGACUCAGCAUCCGUCCUUAUUCCAGCAUUUUUUAUUUUGCUACUAUGCAGUUGCUUCGGAGGAGCAACAGGUGAAGUUAUUGAAUUUUCAAAUAAUGGACCUGUCACCAUUGACACGCCAAUAACCUUGACGAUCAAGAACAACUAUAAAACAGUUAAUCCAUCAUUCCAAUAUCGGAUUGAAUUCCCAAAUUUUGAUGAAUAUAAUAAGACGAUCAACUCGAAUAAUACUGAAGUGGCAUACAAGGUAAUUUUUAGUUCACCAAAAGCUAAACAAGGUUAUUAUACUAUCUUUGUCGAUGCAUGGUAUUGUAUAUCUGGCGUCUCGGCUUAUUCAAUCGGCUGGACACUGUCCAAACCGUUGCUUGGAUUUAUAAAUGUUACCCAAAAUAUUGGGGAUAUCAGUUUGGCAAACGAAUUUGUUUCCACAGCAUCACCUGUUAACCUGACUGCCGAACUUUAUGACCCAAGAGGUUUUUUUGACUCAGCCAACAUAACUUACAAGUGGAUAGUGAAUGGAUCACCACAAGAGGAUAUCUAUAAUCGAUUUAUCAUCCGUAACUUCACUCAGCCUCAACUCAACAACAUAUCAGUGGCUGUUUCGAUAAAUAGAACCAAUUUUCAAAAAUCUGAUAUUUUUUUCCUUUCCCUACAAAGUAAAGAUCCGAUCAACAAUUUGACUGUUAAUGGUAGCACAAAUGUUAUCAGAGAUGAAAGCCUCGAGUUGAAUAUCAAAAUAAAUGGAGGAACACCACCGUUUUAUUAUUGCUGGGAAAUCACAAAUUCAACCAUUUCGGGGGGAAAUACAAAACCUUCAAUUGAAAGUAUAUUUUGGCGCAGAUAUACCGGCAUGAAAAGCUCGCAUUCAAAUUGUGAGGACACAGACGAAAGCUCUUUCAACAUAAAUAGCCACUUCGAAGAAGCGGGGAAUAAAACAUUGAAUAUUGUUGUAAGUAAUUGGGCCUCAUACUUAACCAAGAUCAUGACUAUUUCAGUUCAUGAGAGAGAGUCACUCCGACAACCAGCAGCCAAUAAACCUGCUGUUAUUCAAGAAAGCUCAAAUAUCAUGAAAAAAUACAAACCUGUUAUUUACUCUGAAGAACCCGAAAUUUCUGAUAAAGAAAUAGAAAGUUAUCUUCGAAGUAAAAACGAAAUAGAGUUUAUAAAUUAUAUGCAAACUGAUUUUCAGAACUCAUCAUGGAAAGACUAA
Molecule: messenger RNA, 1443 nt
Organism: Tetranychus urticae (two-spotted spider mite)
Lineage: Eukaryota; Metazoa; Arthropoda; Arachnida; Trombidiformes; Tetranychidae
Source: RefSeq, a predicted model, not a curated record